Molecule: messenger RNA, 760 nt
Organism: Sphaeroforma arctica JP610
Lineage: Eukaryota; Ichthyosporea; Ichthyophonida
Exons: 1
Coding region: 1-468 (155 amino acids)
Source: RefSeq, a predicted model, not a curated record
AUGCGGAUUGUGUGGUGGGUGUGCAAUCGUUCGCGCAAACGGCAUGCCACACCCAGUGCGGUGUGCACUCUUGGUGCAAGUAGGUACAGUUUUCUACGAAGGCUUCUACUGGGAAGCAUCCAUAGCAGCAAUAAAGCAGACACAACUCUCGGCCUACCACCACAACCAAAGGCAACACACGCAAGCACAGCACCAGCGAAACAAAGCAGACGGAGACAGUCGGACCUCGACACAAAAAACUCUGAAGCACACCCAGACCAGCUCAUGGGCAACACACUCACAAAAGCAAAAGGAUUAGAUCACAUGAAAGCAAAAGGAUUAGAUCACAUGAAAGCAGAAGGAUUAGAUAACAUAGUUUAUUAUCAAUUGUGUUACACUUGCAGAUCAGACCCCACCCACCCCACACAGCUACCACACCGGAGAGACGCCCUCUCCACAGCCAUCGCAGGUUGCGGUGUGGCGCUGUGACAGCGUCUCUUGUCGCUGUGCUGUUGCUUUAUUUGUGUGAUAGUUAGAAUUUUCAGGUAGCUCUAGCCACAAAUUGUGUGGAUCCCAUAUAUGCAUGUUUGCGCAUGGCCUUGUGUGUACUUGCUUGGCCACGCGCCUGACCAUCUCCCAACGCAUGCAACUAGAGUGGCUGUAGAUAAGAGAAUACAAUCCAUCGAUGUUGUGGUUGUUUCAGCUCGGACGGGAUGUUUUAGAUGCGCAUCGGAUCUACAACAGCUGCUUUUGGGGUCCAAAUAUCAUACGCUCUGCCUGC